Cololabis saira (Pacific saury) is the source of this 1323-nucleotide messenger RNA. RefSeq names its product HAUS augmin like complex subunit 8 (gene haus8). The transcript has 10 exons. Gene Ontology annotation, molecular function: microtubule binding. The coding region runs from base 20 to 1117 and encodes 365 amino acids. Lineage: Eukaryota; Metazoa; Chordata; Actinopteri; Beloniformes; Belonidae. Gene Ontology annotation, cellular component: cytoplasm; centrosome; nuclear microtubule. Gene Ontology annotation, biological process: centrosome cycle; spindle assembly. The record is from RefSeq and is a predicted model, not a curated record.
CGGUUCAAACAAAACAAAUAUGGCGUCCAGAAGAACAACAGGGGCAGCAAGUAGUUUUAAAAGCGUUUCCGACCAAAAAAGUUUGAAGAGUGGCAGCAAUACUGAUAAAGCCAACAACAGUGGAAAUGGGAAGAAAACUGUUAAAUCAGGUGGCACUAUUGUCAAGUCACGCUAUCUCCAAGCUGCUGAGAAAACAUCUCUUUCAAAGAGUAACUCACUGACCAAUGACUCGAUUGCUGCACCUCCACGGCCUUCCUCACCCAAACCCACCAGUGUCAAGCCAAAGGUGGGGACUCAUCCAAGGCGCUCAGUGACCCCACAGGUGCUUGCAGCAUCAAUGAUGUCUCGUGAAACUGAUCCAUCCCUUCUUGGAAAAAGUAUUCUCCAGUCCACUUUUUCAGAUGGGCACUGCUUUCGACCAGAUUUUGAUAUUUCAGUCAUUAAAGAGAAAACUGUGAUUGAAAAUGCAGUGGAGACGGAAAGAAAUUCAGAACAUGAGAAGAGGAUCGUUGAGAUGCAUACAUUUCUACUAGCAUACCUCACAGCUAAAAUGCAAAACCAUACUACAAAAUUCAAGGCUGAGGCAGAAGCAAAGAUCUUGAUGGAAAUGGAAGAAGAACACAUGCUGUGUAAUGAGGUUGAAGAAAAGAAGCGCCAGUACCUUCUGGCAGAGAGAAAAAGGCUGCUCAAUGAACUGUUGGAUUUGCAGAUUGAUAUACUGACACCUGUGGCAGAGGCUGCCAAACAGUUUACCAAGGACUACAAGUGUUUAGCAUCAGCCACUGACACCACCCGUCAUGAGCUGCCGGUCAAGAAUUUCUACACUGGGGAUGAUGGAAGAGCAUUUCUAGAUAAAGCUGAGUCUUGCCUGACGGAAACUGAGAAAUUGUUGCUGGAGUGUACACAAGGAAACCAUGUGGGCAACAGCACAACUUUGGGGUGCCUUAAGGAUAUGAAAAAAACAUCCAAAGAUAUCAGUCAUCAGCUGACAAGUGCAUUUUCUGAGCUGCUGGAGCUGUCAUCACUAGUCUGCCGUCAUUCGAUCCAUGUCCAACAGGCCACUGAAGAAGGAGAGCUCGGGAGUUCAAGAACCCAUGAACUCUUCUGUCGCAAAUGAAAAUACAACACAGUAUGGGAUACAGAGUACAUGCACUUUGGAUUUUCUUCAGAUUUCCCUGUUUUGGAUUUAUUUGUACUUUUGUGGCUUUUUUUUUCUUCAUGUCUUGUCUGAUUUGCGAUUUCACUUGUAUUGUAUGAGUGUAAAUAUUGACCAAGUGCAGAUGCAUUUUUAAAGAUAUGCUUAAUAAACAAAAUCAAAAUGUA